Molecule: messenger RNA, 375 nt
Organism: Impatiens glandulifera
Lineage: Eukaryota; Viridiplantae; Streptophyta; Magnoliopsida; Ericales; Balsaminaceae
Exons: 1
Coding region: 1-375 (124 amino acids)
Source: RefSeq, a predicted model, not a curated record
AUGUCGGAUCCAACCCUUCCUUUGAUCUCUCCGAACCGGCCUAUGUCCGAAAAUCCAGUUUCCGACGGCGGCGACCUUAUUCAGGAGGACCCUUUUCUCAAAUCUGGCAGUUUCAUUGAGCCAACUUUCAAAGAUGAGCACCCAGCGCGAAACGGCGAUGUGCAAAGUCCAAAUCCCCUGCAUGAAACGCCGGCUGUGCAUGAAGCAGAACCAUCCUCCGCACAAUCGAAGCGCCCUUUCAAACCUGUCUCUGCGCCGGAGAGGCCGGAUUGGCUGCCGGAAGGAUGGAGAUUUUAUUUCAGGAUCCGAAACUCCGGUGUCUCUGUAGGCACGUAUGAUAGGGUAACUCAUUUUCUUGCUCACAUCAGAUUCUGA